Messenger RNA from Artibeus jamaicensis (Jamaican fruit-eating bat), 5584 nucleotides. RefSeq names its product protein tyrosine phosphatase domain containing 1 (gene PTPDC1). Bases 275 to 2506 code for a protein of 743 amino acids. The transcript has 10 exons. Lineage: Eukaryota; Metazoa; Chordata; Mammalia; Chiroptera; Phyllostomidae. The record is from RefSeq and is a predicted model, not a curated record. Gene Ontology annotation, molecular function: protein tyrosine/serine/threonine phosphatase activity. Gene Ontology annotation, biological process: cilium assembly; protein dephosphorylation.
AGAGCAGAGGAGGGUACCGAGAAGCGGCUUCACCGCCCCUGGUGAAGGGUCUGCACGCUGCGCUGUUGCUGGGCGUGUGGGUGAGACGGUGAUGGGUGGUGGUACUGACAGUCCUGCCGAAGGAGGGCAGGGAUCCCGCCGCCCCUGAGUUCCAAGCUUGGCUUGUGAAAGCCGCGUCGGGCGGGGCUGCGUCAGCGGAGCUGACGACCUACUGCAGAGGCAGCAGCACCAACGGCUCCCCGGCGUCCUGAUGUCCUGCUCCUAAGUGACUACCAUGGCUGCAGGAGUCUUGCCUCAGAAUGAACAGCCCUAUUCCACUGUGAAUAAUAGUGGGCAUGCUGCAAACAUGAAAGGCAAUUCAGGACGUCCAGCACCGAAGUAUACAAAAGUGGGAGAGCGUUUACGACAUGUCAUCCCCGGACACGUGGCCUGCUCCAUGGCAUGUGGGGGCAGAUCAUGCAAGUACGAAAAUCCAGCCCGCUGGAGUGAGCAGGAGCAGGCCAUCAGGGGUGUCUACUCGUCCUGGGUCACCGAUAACAUCCUGGCAAUGGCUCGCCCAUCCACUGAGCUCCUUGAGAAGUACCGCAUCAUUGAGCAGUUUCAGAGUCAUGGCUUAAAAACAAUCAUUAAUCUACAGCGGCCUGGUGAGCAUGCCAGCUGUGGGAACCCUCUGGAACAAGAAAGUGGUUUCACGUACCUUCCUGAAGCUUUCAUGGAAGCUGGAAUUUAUUUCUACAAUUUCGGAUGGAAGGAUUAUGGUGUAGCAUCACUUACCACUAUAUUAGAUAUGGUGAAGGUGAUGACAUUUGCCUUACAAGAAGGAAAAGUGGCCAUCCAUUGUCACGCAGGGCUUGGUCGAACAGGUGUUUUAAUAGCUUGCUACUUAGUUUUCUCAACAAGAAUGACUGCUGAUCAAGCCAUUAUAUUUGUUCGGGCAAAGCGACCCAAUUCCAUUCAAACUCGAGGACAGCUACUGUGUGUGAGGGAAUUUACUCAGUUUCUGAUUCCUCUUCGCAACAUAUUCUCUUGCUGUGACCCCAAAGCACAUGCUGUCACCUUAACACAGUAUCUGAUUCGCCAGCGGCAUCUACUUCAUGGAUACGAGGCACGACUUCUGAAACAUGUGCCAAAAAUUAUCCACUUCAUAUGCAAAUUGUUGCUGGACUUAGCUGAGAACAGGCCCAUAGUGACAAAAGUGGUAGAGGUACCUGGCCUCUCUGCUGAAAUUGAAAAAACUGUUUCUGAGAUGGUCACGAUGCAGCUGGAUAAAGAGUUACUGAGGCACGACAGUGGUGCUUUGGACUCUUUCACCCCCACUGCAAUGGCGGCAGAUUUGAAGAAUCAAGAUGUGAUUCUUUCCAGUGAACAAGAAUUUGACCCUCUUUGGAAAAGACGGAAUAUAGAAUGCUUUCAGCCCCUGACUCACCUGAAAAGGCAGCUCAGCUACAGUGACUCAGAUUUACAGAGGGCCGAGUCACUUCUGGAGCAGUCAGGGACUCCAUGGACGGUGCCCGCUCAAGUCUUGUUUUGCCCCAGCCCCAGGCAGCAGACACCCAUUAGCCACCAUGAUGCUUCACAGACUCCACAGCUGGAUUUCAGUAAGGAAAUGCUGAUCUGCAAUACAUUUUCUUUCUGGAAUCAGGCUAAAUUUAGAGACUUAGAAGAAUACAAAGAUGAUGGGUCACCAAUUUUCCAAAAGAAGAAUAUUUCAAAGGAAGUACAACGGAGUAAAACCUUCUCUUCAGGUGUUUCUGGUUCAUACAACCCUGGGGAACCAGUUACAUCCAGUGUUGCAAAUAUCCCAAAGGAACCACACUGUUCUCCCCAGCAAGGCACCCCAUGUCUGUGUGAAGUUCAUGGUAGCUGCAGCAGCCCUGUGGACUGUGGCUCCGGCCCCAAAACACAAUCCUCACAGUCAUCAAUUGGACCUAAAAUCCAAGAGAGCAAAGAUGUGCCUGAAGUUGCUCCACACACUGCUCUGCAUUCUGAAUUAAGUGUUGAACAAAGGAGAAUACUGGCAGCCAAAGCCCUGGCAAACUUAAGUGAGUUUGCAGAAAAGGAGGAAGUGAAAAGGAAGGUAGAAAUGUGGCAGAAAGAACUGAAUUCCCGAAACGGAGCUUGGGAAAGAAUAUGUGCUGAAAAGGAUCCUUUCAUCCUGUGCAGUUUGAUGUGGUCGUGGGUGGAGCAGCUGAAGGAGCCUGUCAUAACCCAAGAGGACAUGAACAUGUUGGUUAACAGGCAUGCAGAUACUGAAGAAGCUCUGUUUUUAUUAGAGAAGGGCCAGCACCAGACUAUUCUUUGCGUGUUGCAUUGCAUAGUGAGCCUGCAGACAAUUCCUGUGGAUGUGGAAGAAGCUGUUCUUGCUCGGGCCAUUAAAGCUUUCACUAAGGUUAAUUUUGAUUCUGAAAAUGGACCAAUUGUUUACAAUACCCUAAAGAAAAUAUUUAAGCACACACUGGAAGAAAAAAGAAAAAGGACAAAAGACAGCCCUAAACCUUGUGUUUAGUGAAGGUGACCUUCCCCUCAUGGCGCAUGUUUCGUACCAGAAGAUCCAGAUGGCAUUUCUGUUCAUAGGUGAACAAGUUAAAGUGUGGUGCUAUGUUGACUCCUAGCACUUUAUUUCAGAUGCUCUUGGUUUGUGCUAAGAAUAACCAUUUCUCUUUGGAGCAAUUAUUUCUUUUAAAAUGUCAAUGAGCUACGUUUUUGUGUUUAAAAAAUCCCCAUAAAGUUGGUGCCACUUUCUUUUAUUUACUUAACUGAAUUCAUAUUGUUGUAUUAAUAUUUUAAGUAUGUAGUGUUUACAUCCUUAUUCUUUUUGACAUUUUGGAAAAAAGUCAUAACUCUUCUUUCCAAAACAAUUAUCUUAUUGACAGAACUCUUUCUCGAGUUUUUACCAAAUAGAUGUCAGUGAUAAAACCUCACUGUUUAUCCAUCCCCGAUGCAUGACCUAAGGAAGUCACCAAGUGUCUUAAACCAAGUGUUUUAUAUUUAUUAAUAAGAAGGCUGUUGAUACAACAUUUUUAAAGGAUUUUUUUAAAUUGUUUGAAUGUUUUUUAUAAAUGUGGCAGAGGGUUUCAAAGUAUAUUAUUUUCCGGGGUGGUUUAGUUUUACAUUAAAGAAAUGACUGUGAGAUGGUCAGGAUUUUUUACUUCUAGAAAGUGGAUUUGCUCAGGCUUUUAGAUGACUUUGCCAAUCUCUAAUGUCACAGGAGGCAAGAGUGGUACUCACACAUUAGGCCUUAUUCUCACUCCCCUGGUUGGCUGCUGGGCCAAAUCGUAUCUUUACAGAAGAAUUGGGAUCAGCUGUGGGCGCUGUGGUCACUGUGGGACACUCUCAAAACUCCUUGGGAAGGCCUGUCACAUGGCGUGGGCACCUCAGCCCUGCUCUCUCCAGGUGCCCUUUCUGUUCCCCAGAGCCAUGUCUGUUCAUGCUGAUAGUGUGAUAGUGUGAGAUAUGGCCCAUGCCUCCCAGUCUGCCAUUCCAUAGACCCAGUUGCCUUUGACUGCCUUUGACUAGGACAAGUAAGAUUUUUUAAAUGAAUUUAACCCACUUAGGUUACAUUCACCCUACUGGCUUUAGAUAAGAAAAAGUAACUUCCUAAACUAGUUCCUUGUAGAACCAAACUGUCAGUCAGCUAUUGAAGCCAUAACUAUUAUUCAGAUAAACACCUGGGGUACCAUAGACCAAGCGAGAGAGGACUGAAGUUUUUCCCUAUAAAGGUGAUGUUAAACCAAUUUCAAACUGAAGAAGUUACUACUUAAUCAUAAAGACAGCAUAUCAGGGAAAACUAAUUUAUAACAAAUGAAGUUUCUCUAAUCUCUGCAUUUGUGAAUCAAGCUCUAGCACAUUAAAAAUAUUUUAUUAUUAGUCUUACUAACUCUGGUGGAAAACACUAAAUGCCAUUUUCUUUCACACUGUUUGAAUUUUCUUAGGAUAUCAAAUCCAAUGUUUUUAAUGAACUGGGUUGCCCAUUGCUGAUAUUUCUCAUUUUCAAGUGCCUGAUCUGGGUAAGUAGGGGAGAAAUCAAUUACAUUGUAUUCAAAGGUACCUUAUAAAAAUGUGUUUUACCCAAAAAGAUGUCUGUUCUCUUCUCAUUCAGUCUCAUGUGGGCAAGUAGCACCAUAACUCAUUUGAUGAGAGCUAUUGGCCUGAUUCUGGAGGAAUCAUUUCAAAGUAAAGGACAGAUCCUACCAGCCACAAUGUGACCAUGGCAGUGCACACCUAAAAUUUUAAGUGCACCAACCUGAAAGGAGAGUUGGUGGGAGAAUUAAUCAAGCUGUCUAUAAUUGUUGUAUUUAUUUGAAUAAAAGUGAAAAGGACAACCUAAACCCUCAUCUUGUACUUCUUUAGCUGGAGGGUCGUCGUGCACAUCCUGAUGAUAAAGAUGCUGUUUGUAGUUAGAUUAUCCUGAUGGGCAGGCUGAGUUGUAGGCUGAAUAGUCAAGUGGCCAAGCUCUGGUCAGUCCCAAGACCUUUGGUUCAGAAUGACCAAGUGAACUGGAGAACUAGCAUUGAAGAAUUCUAAGAGGAAUGGGUGAAGGAAAACUCAAGGCUGACAGGAUUCCAAACUUCCUAUGUUUGAGUGGAUUAGUAGGUCUUUCCUGCUCAAAGAAUAGAAAUCUACCUAUAGGAAGAAGUUACAGGUUUGCAAAACUCAGUUCAACAAAAGUAGGAAGGGCUAAGAGCACACACAUAAACCACCUCAGAGAGGCUUGUCUUACCAGACUGAGAGAGAAGUAUUAUUCAUAAUUGACUGAGGGUGGAAUCCUAGUCUGACUAAUUCUGAACCAUGCUCUCCUCUCACCUGAAAUCACCUGCCUAUGGAGCUCCUAACCAGGUAGAGCUGCCCAGCAUGGAGCGCCCCACCAGGAACCUUGAGGCUCUCUUACAUUAGACUCCAUGAUAGUGUUACAGAGCAUCAUUUUGUCUAUAAGUGCUAUGAAAAUAGACCAUGUUUUGGGUUCCUCUGGAAAAGGCUGAACUGGCUGUGUUACUCAUAAGAUUUCUAGCAUAUCACACAGAGGAAGUGCAUGAUUUCUUGCCCUGUUUUUUUUUUCUGUCUUAACAUUUUCUGAUGUUCUUUGAGAUAAGGUACUGCUGGUUCACAGAUUGCUUUGAGUAUUUGCAUAACUCAGAAGUACUGUGCUGAUGGAUUUAGUCAUAUCUUCAACCAGCUUCCCACUAUUAUCUGAGAAAGAGUAUGUGCUUUCAUACUUUGGUUCCAUUAAAUAGCCAUAUGUCAUAAUAAAGUUUUUCUAUUUGCUCUUAAAUGGAGAAUGCUUACUCAUACACUUGGGUGCUGUUUCAGGCUAUUCUUUAGAUGUCUGAAAAAAUUUUUUCAUGUAUAGUGUAGUAUAUUAUAGACAAAAUGUAUGCCUUGAGUUCUUGAUUUUUUAAGUCCUCCAAAUUAUUUUGGGCCUUUAUUAAAAGUGACAGUUUACUUAUAAGAUCUUCAUUGUUGUCCCAAACUAACAAUUAAUAAUUGUCAUUAUUAUUAUUAUUAUUUUAAUUGUUGUUCAACCACAGUUUUCUUUCUUUAUUCCCAUCCUAGCCUACCUCCCGAGCCUUCCCCACCUCCCUCCCCU